UCCAGAACUAACACCGGACAGAUCCAAGCCUCACGACACUCCCUACGAGUUACCCAGGGGACUGGGCUGAGCUGAGCCUCCGCCUUCUAGCAAUAGUAGCACCGGCGUGCUCAGAAGGCGAAGAGAAGGGCUCGUAGCGGACAGAGAGACCGAACUAAGGGAGAAGAGGGAAAGCGCCACCAAUCCAUAGGUGGACCACCGCGGCCACCUCUUCGCCCUGCGACACCCGCGCGGAGGCGCUCCUGUGCUGUUGGUAUCAGUUUCCUACACAGCCUCUAACAGAACUGAUCACAAUGGUGCUAAAUAUCUCUGCAGAAGAGACCGAUAAAAAGCACCCCAUCGACUGUCCCUCUUUGGGAAGAAACAGCUACAUUUAUGUCAUGGUUCCAACUGUUUACAGUAUCAUCUUUGUCAUUGGUAUAUUUGGAAACAGCCUGGUUGUGAUUAUCAUCUACUUCUACAUGAAGAUGAAAACUGUGGCCAGCGUAUUUCUGCUUAAUUUAGCCCUGGCAGAUCUGUGUUUCCUAGUAACUCUACCAUUAUGGGCAGCUACAACAGCCAUGAAGUACCAUUGGCCUUUUGGAAACUGCUUGUGUAAGAUCGCUUCAGUUGCAGCAACCUUCAAUAUGUAUGCCAGUGUCUUUCUCUUGACGUGCCUCAGCGUAGAUCGUUACUUAACAAUAGUGCAUCCCAUGAAGGCCCGCCUUCAACGCACAAUGCUCGUUGCCCGGGUAACUUGCAUCAUCAUCUGGCUGUUGGCAGUCAUUGCCAGCUUACCUGUUGGAAUUCACCGCCGUGCAUAUGACCUUGAAAAUGAAAACAUCACAGUAUGUGCUUUUUGGUAUGGCACACGCAGGAAUUCAACCAACCCCAUAACCAUCAACAUUGGAUUAGGCCUAUCGAAAAAUAUUCUGGGCUUCUUCAUUCCUUUUGUGGUCAUUUUAAUAAGCUACAUAUUAAUCUGGAAAACUCUGAAAAAGGCUUACGAGUUUCAGAAGAAUAACGGCAGAGGUGAUGACAUCUUUAAGUUGAUUGUGGCAAUAGUUCUUUUUUUCUUUUUUUCUUGGAUUCCUCAUCAAAUAUUUACUUUUAUAGAUGUGCUGAUUCAGCUUGAUGUGAUUAAGAGCUGUGAUAUUGAAGAUAUUGUGGACACAGCUAUGCCCUUCACAAUCUGCUUAGCUUAUUUUAACAACUGCCUGAAUCCUGUCUUUUAUGGCUUUUGGGGAAAGAACUUUAGAAAAUACUUCCUUCAGCUACUCAAAUACAUCCCUCCAAAUGUCAGGCAUUCCAGUUUGUCAACAAAGAUGACUUCGCUUUCCUACCGACCCUCAGAAGACUUAAUCCGCACUAGCAGAAAAAAAGGAUCUCUAGUUGCUGAGUGAUAGUAUAGCAGCACAUUUUUUGCUGUUAGUUGCUCAAAGGAACAAUGUUCCUCUUCUGCAGUGUUGGGCCAUCUGAAAUACUUUAUCCUUGUGAAAACUGGGUAGUAGCUUCAUGUCACGUUGGACAAAGAAUGCAGGCACCAUGCCUUACCGUGUCGGAGCUUGGUGGGAAAUAAUGUGUGGUAGAACAUUUAAUCCAAACAUGUAGAAGAAUCUCUGAAAUUAUCUUUCAUUACCUUAUACAUCGGUGUUAUAUAGAAGACUUAUUUCAGAAUCCGGAAAGGAAAGAAAAGGAAAGGAGUAUUUCAAGAAAGUGAAAGAACUCCCUGUGUAAUUAUAAUCUAAUCCUCCUUGUGCUACAUUUCAUUACAUACACCCAUCUUCUACAGAGCCUGAGAAGUGCCAGAACUGAACUCAUGUAUAUCAGUAAUACCAAAAAGUUUUGAAAUAAGAGUAAAAGUGUAAUGCAAUGUAGAAUGAGUCCACAUUUAGACAAAAAAAAAUUCAUGUUCAAGUAACACUUGCUACAUAUAUAACUAAAUGUACCACGUUCCAAAUAUAGCACUGUUUCUAAAUGUAAUUGAACAAAAACUCUUGGCAAAAUAUAUCUGUGGAAAAUGUCUGUUUACUUUCACACAAUUUUAACUGCCUUUCAGAAGUACUUCACUACUAUUGUUUAUAUAGUACAGUUCCUUUCAAAUUGGGUGUUGAUUUAGAAAAGUUUUGAUAAUACAGCCUUUCCUAAAUUGGUACAUUCUAGUUGAUCCAGGUUACAACUAUAAUGACUACUGUACUGUCAGCUCAGUGCAAUGUAUCUGGAAGACACUUUAUAGGUCAUAACCUGAACCUUGACCUAUACUGCAUUCAGAAGCAAACUGGCAACCGAUUCAACUUGCAGAGCAGAGGUUCAACAUGCACCAGUCUUGCAGUUCAUAUAACUACCGAGACCAUCACAUUUUGCACCAGAUUCAGUUCUAGAUACUUAGAUUCAAGGAAGAGGGACGUCCCAGGGCAACUUGAUACACAAAAAACUUCUCACAGAUACUCAAAUUUGCAUGUAGGGAAUGUGCAUUUGGAAAUUCUGGGAGGUUGAACUCUAUAUAUCUUAAAAUUGCCAAGUUUGACAACCACUACAGCAAACCCACCCAAAUAUGGUGUGAUGCCAAAUAGGCAGUCAUCCACCAUCCCUAUUGACAUAGACACACACAUGUGCACCAAUAAAUAGGCAUGCUAUAUUAAUAUUCUAUAAUAUAUGAACAAGACAGUGCCAUUAAAGUAACAAAAAAAUGAACCAAAAAAAUACUCAGAGCCUGGGUGUCAAACUUGAUCAUGUCACAGGCUGGAUCAUGAUGUAUCAUGACUUCUUUUGCCUUUGCAGAGCUGGGGUGGGGAUGGCCUAUGCAUGAUGUAUCUGGCCCAAGGGGCCACCAGUAUAAUAGGCCUGGUCUAGGGCUAUGUCAGCAAUAAAAAGAAAGAGGUAUUAUACGGUAUAGAACCUCUGUUAGGAUCAGUAAGUAUUAAAAUCAAUUGCAAACUAAGAACAUGUGCUGUCUAUAUUCUUUUAGCAUCUAUUAUCAAUCCCAGAGCUCCUAAUCACUAUACCUCUAUGUAUAUAUUUCGGAUACUUUUAAAUCUGUAAAACUUAUUUUGUGCAAAAAAAUCAUGCAGCUAUAAUUUUACAUUAAUUAAAAAUACUCUUGAUCAUAGUGAGGAUUUAUAUCCAGUAUUUUAAUUCAGUAUCAGCUAAUGGUCAAAUAACUGCAAGCAAAGAAGACAAGAGAUUAAUAGUCAUAGCCACUGCUGGACUUAUCUCUGUCUUUUUAACAGAACAUAGGAUCGAUGUUUCAAAGGCUAUUUAAAACUUGCUAUCUUAGUCUUCAGGUGGCCUGUCCUGCAUUAUCAAACAGUCAAAGGAUAUGGAUUACUUGUUUAACAUUGCUUUAAUAGUAUAUUGCAACUUUCCUUUAUGAAAAAAUAUAUAUUCUGAUAACAUCUGCUUUGAAGAUAGUAGAACAGGGGUGUCAAACUCACGUCGUCAUGCUGGCGUCAUGUGAUGUAGUGGGACUUUUUUCCCCUUCGCUAAAUCGUGGCCAGCGUGUGACACAUCCAGCCCAUGGGGUAGGAGUUUGACAGCCCUGUAGUAGAAGGAUCCUUUAUUAACAUUUCUGUGGGUGCAAGACAUUUAAUUAAAACAUUACCUUAAGACCUUUAAUUAAAACAUUGUGUUCCUUCACCUGUUACGUUACUAACUCUUCACUAUUGGUGAUGUUGACUGGAGCUGUUAAGAGUGUAGAUUAGCAACAUAUUUCAUAAAAAGAUGCAUUACACUGCCAUAAGUCAUUAAGGGAUAAGUAGAAAAGGAGAAUUGUGUUGUCAAAAGCAUUCUCUUGCAUAAAGACUCUCCAAAAACGAAGGGCUCAAAUUACACGAGAAAAAGGUAGAAUAGUAUGUCCAGAUGUUCUGCUGGAAAGUCUGAAGAAAAAUAGGAUGCAUGCAUGCAUAGA
This is a messenger RNA of Thamnophis elegans (Western terrestrial garter snake), 3886 nucleotides long. RefSeq names its product angiotensin II receptor type 1 (gene AGTR1). The coding region runs from base 294 to 1382 and encodes 362 amino acids. Gene Ontology annotation, biological process: G protein-coupled receptor signaling pathway; regulation of vasoconstriction; immune response. The record is from RefSeq and is a predicted model, not a curated record. The transcript has 2 exons. Gene Ontology annotation, molecular function: angiotensin type II receptor activity. Lineage: Eukaryota; Metazoa; Chordata; Lepidosauria; Squamata; Natricidae. Gene Ontology annotation, cellular component: membrane.